Molecule: messenger RNA, 2400 nt
Organism: Plodia interpunctella (Indianmeal moth)
Lineage: Eukaryota; Metazoa; Arthropoda; Insecta; Lepidoptera; Pyralidae
Exons: 3
Coding region: 138-425 (95 amino acids)
Molecular function (GO): protein binding
Source: RefSeq, a predicted model, not a curated record
CAGUCGCAAAAAAAUACGAGUUCUAUCUGGCUGGCCCAUCCUCUGAUCUCCCCUCCAUCGUAUAAGAGGUCCACUGGCUAAUACUUCGCGACCAGUCUGCAUUUGGUUGCGCGUGCGCAGUGUAAUAACAGGAAAAAAUGAAGGCGACUCUGUUUUUGUUUGCCGUGCUGAUCGUGGCGGUGUCCUGUCGCCCCGAGAAGUCUGACAUCGCGAAGGCGAAGGCCGAGUUCGCCCGCAAGAAGGCCUGCAUGCAGGACUGCUCGAAUGUGAAAGUGGACCCGAUCUGCGCGGGCAAGCAGGGGGAGAAGCCCAAGUCUUUUGGCAGCGAGUGUGUGCUGCACAACCACAACUGCGAACAUAAGGACUCUCUCCACAAGAUCAGCAGCGGCCAGUGCGCGGGCUCUGAUGGCAUUCGUCUUUCUUAAAUCAAGUCCUUUAAGUAUCAUAUAUUUUGUUUAGCUUUUUCGGGAUUCAUUAUGUCCUUAAUUAACCUACUGAAAUAACAAAUUGUAUGAUUAUCAUAUAAAUUUAAUAUUAUUUAAAAUGUUUUUGUUACGUAUUAGCUAUUGUUGUCUAUUGCUUUUUAUAAUAUUUUUCCACUUUUCAAAGACGCUGUGAUUAAAAUAUAAUGAUACUUAUUGCCUUUGAUUGCAUUUAAUUAUUAUAUUUUGUAAUGAAAUAAUGAGCGCUAUUAUGUUUUUUUUUAUUAUAAAUCAGCACACUUAGGUCUGAAAGAAAAUACGAUACAUUUAUUUACAUUUAUCUCCUAUUAAAAUAUUUGGCAGUUUCCAUAGACCCAGUACCAACCAACUGCUUUUGAAAAAUAUCAUGUGGAAAUCUAGACUGUAGUGAAUGAUCGUGUGUAUGGAUAUUUGACAACUACCCUCAACCAUAUAACUAACCAUUUAGGGUAGUAAUGAGACUUAGCAUUUACCUACAGUUGUCCUCAUUGCAAAUUAUGGGACCAGACCAAGUAAACUUUAAUUAGAAUAUAAUUAUUACUUUAUUUAAUCCUAUAUACCUAUAUAUACUUAUAUACAUAAAACCUAAAUUCAAAAUCAAAGUCCGUGUAAUAUAUCGAUGAUCUAUUUUUUUCUUUUUACUAAUUUGUGAAUAAUAUUUAUAUAUUGAUAAGAGUUACUACUGCGAUAAAUUACACACCCUUUGUUUGUUAUUGUAGUAGAGGUACAAUAAUGACAAUGCAUAUUGUGGGACAGAGAUAAAAUAAGUAAUUACUUGGAACAUCAAGUACCUAACUAUUGCUGGAAUGGAGAAGGUAAGGCUAUAAUAGUGCCAUAAUCUAAGCAGUGACUGUAAGAUUUGUCAAUGAAUUGUUAUGUUUGUAUAUGAAUUGUAAUGGCGUGCACACACAAAUGUAAUGCACAUGUGCAUUACAUUUGUAUGUGCACGCCAUUGUGCGUAUGCUACACGCAUGCACUUUCCCUCUCAAACAUUGGUACAAAAUUUAAAUAGAAAAGAAGAGAACAAAAAUUCGAAGCUCAAUCCCUCAGGUUUUUUUCUUUUUUGCUGAUCUAUGACUUCAAAACUUAUUAUGCUCGUAGUUAUAUUCCCAUAAGCAUGAAUACCUCUAACCUCUAAUAACUAUACCAGCAUUUAGUAUUUUUAGCAAGAGUUUACGCAUUUUCAAGUUCAAGAUUUUGGAAGCCUUCUUCUUCCUUUUUCACACACAAGUUAGUAAUCAACCAAUGUUCAGGUUUCCUCACGAUGUUCUUCUUCACCAGAAGCAAAAAAAACUAAACGAGUCAGAUUUGUAUAAAACUCAUGUGGCAUGAUUAGGAUUCAAACCUGGGACGUUUCGAUCCACAGGCAGUCUUAACCAUUACACCACCACCGCUUCAAGUAAGUACAAAAAAAACCUACAAGUCUGAAAUUAGGGAUUUAAUUAUUAAAAUACAUAAUUAAAAUUGCAUAUAUUUUAAAGACGUUUAUUAAGCUAUAUUGUCCUUUAUAUUGACAACAAGAAGCAAUACCAUUAGCUUUAUAAGAUAUUCGUACUUUGUACAAUAAAUAAAAUUAAAUCUUAAGAUUAAACUUAAAUAAAGGGUUUUUGGCGUUACAUUAGCGUUAAAAGUGGUACCAUUUUUUUUAUCUUAACAUACUAUUAACUCUUCCUCUUUUCACCGUAACACCGGAGGUUCUCCUGCCCGAAACCUGUUGGUACGACGAGUUUAUGGCAUUUUGAAUCUUCAUUUGUGGGAACAACCUUAUAUUGUUUCACUUUUAUGUCAAAAAUUACAAUAAUUUGUUUAUAUUAUUUACAGGACUUGAAUUUCAAUAGAAUCUUCGCGCUGCCUUACCGCAACGACCUUUGUUCAAUUUUCGGCAAUUCUUGUUCGCUAUAAUGAUGAAAGUAAAGGAUUUUUCAAAAAUUUCAUAUAA